Molecule: messenger RNA, 1956 nt
Organism: Cyphellophora attinorum
Lineage: Eukaryota; Fungi; Ascomycota; Eurotiomycetes; Chaetothyriales; Cyphellophoraceae
Exons: 1
Coding region: 1-1956 (651 amino acids)
Source: RefSeq, a predicted model, not a curated record
AUGAGGCGAACGACGGCAUCGGUCGUUGAAGCCGAAUGUACCACCUCAACAUGUUCACCGUCACCCUCGUGUCUAGUCAGCCAUACCCGGCUUCCUGCGGCCCGAAAAGGCACCGUGAAUGGCCAAAAAGCCAUUGGCGACGAUGAUCGGCCCGCAAAGCCUUGCCCCUACGUUGCCCUGAGUUACACCUGGGGUGAACCCCAUGAUCUCGACAGUAUAGUCGUGGACGGUUACGCCCACGUCGUCCAAAAGAAUCUAAAGCAAGCGCUGCUUGCGUUGAGGAGUACCGACGUGGUACAGGCCGGGUGCAGAGUGUGGGCGGAUGCACUGUGUAUCGAUCAGAACAACGCCGCCGAAGUCAACAGGGAGAUCGCAAGGAUGAGGCACAUCUACAAGGAGGCUAUCACGGUCGUGGUCUGGCUGGGCGAAGAGGCCGAUCAGAGCGACGUGGCCAUGGAUUUCAUCGACAAUGUCUCUGAUAAAUGGGAGUCCGGCUCCGAUGUAUUCGAGGAGUGGCUGAGGCAAGAAUUGAACACGAAUGGCUUGGUCAUAUGGCCCGCUUUGACCAGCCUGAUGACUCGAGCGUACUGGUCGAGACUGUGGGUCAUCCAAGAAAUCACUCUCGGAGGACCGACGGCAGCGAUUCUCUGCGGCAACAAGUCGACGACCUUGGAGCGGUAUUUCUUGGUUUAUGAUGCAUUUCACAUCUUCAAAGCCACACACCGAAACCCCGAGCUCGCGGCAUGUGUCAGCCAAGUCCUGACGACAGUGGACCGGGACGUGUACGUCGGAUAUCGCAACAUCUUUCAUUGGCAGUGGGAACCGUGCGACGAUUUUCAGUCCUUGCAAGAUGGAGAAGCUGGACUUGGUCAGGCAAAACGGCUGAAGCGCCUAAUGACACGGUGUCGGAAGGCGACCUGUCGCGAGCCUCUCGACAAGGUGUAUGGCAUCCUGGGACUCCUGGACGAGGAAACAUCAGCUCAGAUUGUCCCGGACUAUGGACUUCCCGUGCGACAAGUCUACAUGUCCUUUGCGACGGAAUGGAUUCGGGCAGAGAGAGACCUGAACCUGCUUGUUCAAUGUGGUGAAACAGGCGAGCAGGCGAAAGGUCCUGCUGUGGACAUCGAAAACCUUCCUUCAUGGUGUCCAAAUCUGCUUAAAGAGAUCAAGCCUCAAUUGAACAAUUUCGACCCCGAAUUCAAUAGUCAUGGGGGUAUGCGCACAUCCAGGAUAGCAUUCACAGGGGCUGAUGGCUCGGUCCUCUCGACAGAAGGCGUGCUUUUCGACACCCUGCAAGGUCUGAGCGGAGUACGGUAUUGGGAUGAUGAUUUCCGUAUACGGCGGCCAGAUUUCGAAAAUGCCAAAUCGCCAGCCAAUGCGUAUGGACCCACCUUUGAGGAUUUGCGGACAGCUUUAUGGAAAGCACUCGUAGGCGGUCGAGACAGGCAUGCACAGAAAGCCGCCUCGUACCAUGAUUGCAUUCUGGAUUCGGCCAUACUGGACGACAAACAUGCUGCGCCAUUCGAGCCUAAAGGAGACACGGACGAUUCAUUGCGCUGGAAUCUGCAUUUGUGGUUGAAGCGUAAUCAAUCAUUUCAAGUUGCCGGCAUUCCGCUCAAGGAUUUCUUCCAAGAUCUGGGAGUAAUGGAGUCAAAUCCACGGUUGUAUUACCAGUGCACUGGAAGAGUGAUCAAUUGGUUGUGGUGUCGGAGGCUGGCGACGACGAGAAAGGGUUACAUCGCCGUUGUGCCGAGGGUUUCUAGGGUGGGAGACGUGGUGGCGAUCCUCCCGGGAUGCACUUGCACCAUGUUGUUGAGGCCGUCUCUAGCUGGCGAUUCUGGACCGAAACGGUUCGAGAUUGUGGCAGAAUGUUAUGUCCAAGGGAUGAUGGACGGCGAGGUCGUUCAAAUGCUGGAGCAGGGUUCGUGCGAGCUGGAGGAUACCGACAUUGUAUGA